AUGGCGUGCAAGGCCGUGGUUCUGUUUCUGCUGCAGCUGACAGUGGUCCAUGCGUCAAUCGCUCAGGAACGGUUCAGUCACUUCUAUCCGUCUAUGAAUUGGGUUCUCUUGCCAGUGUCAACCGAAACAUGCAAUUCUACGCUCCAAAAGUACCUCUCAUCUGGCUUCCAACCGGCUACUGCAAACCUCUGUUACGCUCAAAUAAGAUGCAUUCUAUCUAAUUUACCGGAGGAGGAGAAAGCGGUUGAGGCUAGUGCUGCUGUUCUCCUCGGCAUCAUUCCCACAUUCCUCGCAAGUCUUGGGCCGACUAUUCCAGAAAUGUCUCUUCUCGCAUCCCGACGGCCUAUUCUUGCCAUUUUCUUAGCGAUCGGGUGUGUCUCAGUUUCGAUUACCCGUUUCGCAGAGUAUUCCAGCCCACUCCAGGUUUUGGAUGCUAAACCUGGAAAUUUUGCGACGAAAGAGAUACAGAGCCACCGGAGGAAAGUUAUAAUCAGCUCGUUUCAAUACAUGCUCGCUUUUGGAGCUUGUGUCAAUGUGAUUUACUGCUCUUAUACAGUCGGCACCUACACCGUCUUGAACUGGAAGUGUCAAAACUCAUUCAUGCCAAUGCUAUGGACGCUACUCCCACUGGUGGUGCACGUCAUCGCUGCCAGUGCAUUUCGAAUUUCUCCUGCAGGAAAAAAAUUCUCGCAGAUUAGCGACUCGAAGAUGAAGAAACCUAACAGCGUAUGGGGGAGGCUGGUCUAUAUGUUGAGACAGGAAGCAACACCUUGUGCAGCCCAAGAAAUGCCGAUGGAUUUAAAGGAAGCGGAUGGCUUUACAGUCGUUUCUCUGCAGUGGCUUGCAAGUGGAGCAGGAUUCGCCCACAUACUAUUCGGCACCAUGGUUCUGUCAUCAUUAUUAUUUAUUGGCAUGCUCGAGGCACUCAGUGUAGCAGCGCAAUAUAUUGGGUCUGUUUUGGUUUGUCGUUUCAUUCUCAUGUUCGAGUUGGCAGGGAUGAGACGAUUAAAUCCCAUGUCAACUAUUUGA
Molecule: messenger RNA, 1029 nt
Organism: Talaromyces proteolyticus
Lineage: Eukaryota; Fungi; Ascomycota; Eurotiomycetes; Eurotiales; Trichocomaceae
Exons: 1
Coding region: 1-1029 (342 amino acids)
Source: RefSeq, a predicted model, not a curated record